AUGCAGCAACCACCGAACGGAGGAAAUGGAGGAAAUGGGUCGGGGAAGGAUAAUCAGGGGCAUCAUGUCAGCCAAGGCGAAUACUUCACCGAGGAAGAUGUUCGACGGACGAGCACAGCAUCGACUCGACUCCCCUCGUUGCUCGAAGCAGCAGAGUCACCGCAGCCUCUUGCACGCCCUACAGAGGUAGCAGCAGACAUUCCACCACCACCACCAGCAGCUGCUCUUAGUCCCAUCAGCGAGCGGCCGCCUGCACUUCAUCCCCAACCAGCACCACAAGAACCACAAGUUCAGCCUCGUCGACCAUCACAACAGCCCGAUCUUGUGUCCCACCGCCCAGCUCCCCCUCCUCCCACCCGACAGAGUCAAGGUCAAAACAUUCCAUUCCAGCCCACUCGUCAAGAAUCCGCUAUCCGUCUCCGAAGACUACGCACUUCAUCCGAGAGCAGCUCGAGGCUAGGGCCGUCAGUCAUCUCGGGUCAGAGACGCCCUUCUCACCCACAAUUCGCAUCUCAAUCCCGAGAUGCCCCGGCACCUUUGGCGGCAACAGGUCGACGUCGUUCCAGCUCUGACCCCCAGCGGCCACUCAGCGCCAGACACUGGGCUGAUGAUCAGCCUAUCAUGCACAAAUCGACACCUCUAGUCCCUGAACAUGAGGGCGGAGAGGUGCCACAGCCCCCAGCUGCUCAUCUCUCCCCCAUCAAUGAAAGUGUUCUGGCCCAGCCAUCUAUCAAAGUCGAGCCAGAGCACCCAGGUCUGCGCCACCAGGGUACCUUUCGAAACCUGAUGCCACGUCGUCGCCGUGCAGAGAACCAGGCCAGCCCUGAGGAUGCUCAGCCACAGGCAGAACAUGACACGUACGACUCGCGCAUUGUAGACUUUCUGGAUGUUAUUGACCCAGAAGUUGCCGCCUUGUCGUCCAUCACCAAUGUUCAAAACUCCCUCUUCGUUCCUUCCCUGGGUAGAUUCGUCAACCGAAGACCGACAUAUGAUCUCUCCCAGCUACCAGUUCUACCACCCAACCUGCCCGGCACCUCGCCCCCUUCCCAAGAGGAUGUUCAUACUAUCCGAACGACCAGAACGGCCACGACUGCAGGCGAGGGCGAGACAGAAGAUGAAAGCGCGCAUCAGCGCCCAAGUCCACCUCAUGUUCACAGUUUCUCGACCGUUUUGACUGCUCCUCAGUAUGCCAUCCUGCCCAAGGACGCUACUCUGGAGGGAUGGCGCGAAGAAGACAUCCGGAUGCUCAACGACUAUGUCCGGCAUAUGCUCCACUCAAAGCGUUCCAAGUUCAAGCAGCGCAUGAAGGCAUUCGGAAAGUACUGCAGGCGGCCUCUGGGCUUUCUUGUCACCCUCUAUGCUGUUUUGAUCACUCUGUUUGGUCUUGCUUGGGUUCUCUUCCUGAUCGGUUGGAUCUACGUCGGCGACAAACAGCUGUACGUCAUCAAUGUCAUUGACAAUGUCCUUGUCGCUUUAUUCGCUAUUGUCGGUGAUGGCCUUGCCCCCUUCCGGGCGGUCGACACAUACCACAUGAUCUUUGUGGCUCGCUAUCACCUCAAGACGAUCAAGCUUCGCAACAGGUUGUUGGUUCCUUUGAAGGAUCCCAAUGACGUGCCUCUGCAAACCCAGGCCGCCCUCGAACAAGCAGAUGUUGAGCGCGCCCCCGUAGACCCUCACAUGACAGAGGUCCGGCAUGACGAUACCUUCAUCCCCGUUCUCUCCGAGAAAUCACAAGCUAGAUUCAUCCACCAUCAAAAGAAGCUGGCCAAGUCGCACACCUUUUACAAGCCUCACGAAACGGGAACCCACCACGCCUUUCCUAUCGGCUUGCUCAUUGCCAUUGUUUGCUUGUUGGACUUGCACAGUUGUCUCCAGAUCACUCUCGGUUCUUAUACCUGGUCUACCGACUACCGCACUAGAAAAAGUGCAGUGACCACCGCUGUCCUUUGCUGCUCCAUUGCUGCCAACAGUACUGCCGGUUUGCUCAUUGCCAUCGGCGAUAGGCGUACUCGCAAGAAGGAUGUCUUGGAGAGACUACUGAAGCAGGAGCUCACGGCUGAAGUGAUGCACAAAAUGGAGAAGGAGCGGGAGAAGAAGGCCAAGCAAGAGGCUGGGGAACCUACCGGUAUCAUGCAACCGGCUUUGACGUUGACGAACAAGUUCAGAAAGAGUGAAGAUCGUGGAGUCAGAAAGAGUGAAGAUCAUGGAGUCAGAAAGAACAUGGAUCAUGGCACUAGCAAGGCUAGCAGCAGCUCAGAAAGCUCUCGUACGGACAGGAAGGAGACAGCAGGUCGGUUCAACCCUACCGUUUCAGCAGCUCAGGUUCAGGACCAAGAGAAGCAGCAGGGAGCUCGGAACGGCACUGCGUAAUGUGGGAGGUCAAAAGAGUUU
This is a messenger RNA of Neurospora tetrasperma FGSC 2508, 2391 nucleotides long. RefSeq lists its product as uncharacterized. The coding region runs from base 1 to 2370 and encodes 789 amino acids. The record is from RefSeq and is a predicted model, not a curated record. The transcript is spliced from 3 exons. Lineage: Eukaryota; Fungi; Ascomycota; Sordariomycetes; Sordariales; Sordariaceae.